AAAUAGAAAACACUUAUCUUGGUUCUUGACAAACUCGCUUAAAACAACAAACUAAAGAUGUUACUGUUUUACAUGGUGUUGCAUGAUUAGAAAAUUAAUCGUUUGAAUCUCGCAUAUCUUACCCAGUUGAACCACUCCUUCGCAUCCAUGUGUUCCAAAUUGAUAUAUGACAAUAUCUACUUUCGAUCACGUGUUGCGGGGCGACUUAGACGGAUUGCGCGUCAUCUCGCCUUCCCAAAUUUUCUCCUUCUGCAGCUCGAAUCCAAAACAUCAUAUCUGUAGUACUGACUACAGGAGAAAGAUGUUUAACUCUGUUAAUCUGGGCAACUUCUGCUCCCAGACGCGUAAAGACCGGACAUCCGAGUUUGGGGACAGGACUGGCUGUGCUUCCAAUAUCUACCUCCCCAGCUGCACCUACUACGUUCCAGAAUUUUCUGCCGUCUCUUCGUUCCUUCCACAGGGGCCCUCGCGACAAAUCACAUACCCUUAUUCCACAAAUCUAUCUCAAGUUCAACCAGUGCGAGAUGUUUCCUAUGGUCUGGACCCGUCCAGCAAGUGGCACCACAGAGCCAACUAUGCAUCGUGCUAUUCAGGAGAAGAUCUGGUGCACAGAGACUGUCGUCCACCAUCCACCAUGACAGAAAUCCUCAUGAAAAACGAGAGUGUGUACAGCCACCACCACCACCACCACCAGCAUCAUCCGAACUCUAGCCACCAACCCACCGGUUUCUACACCGGCGUAGGGAAAAACAACGUGCUCCCUCAAGGUUUUGACCGCUUUUUUGAAACCGCUUAUUGUAGCACGGACAAUCAGUCAGAACAUUGUUUACAAAAAAGCGAGAUGAACAAAUUAGAGACUUCGUCCCACCAACCCACAGCUGUUUCCGCAGCGCAGGAGCCGGAAAAUGACCCAGAGGAUGAGGAGGAACAUACAAAUUCGGGCUCGUGCACUUCAGCAGCCACUAAGGACGGGAACGCAAGCAAGAGCCAUUCGAGUACCCCGCGCACAAGAAAGAAGAGAUGUCCAUACUCCAAGUUUCAGAUUCGUGAACUGGAACGAGAAUUUUUCUUUAACGUUUACAUCAACAAGGAGAAAAGGCUGCAGCUGUCCAGAAUGUUAAACCUUACUGACAGACAAGUCAAAAUAUGGUUUCAAAAUCGUAGAAUGAAAGAAAAGAAAUUAAGCAGAGAUCGCCUCCAGUAUUUUUCUGGGAAUCCGUUGUUGUAAUUGUUGAAAUGGCGUUGCCCUUUUAUUUAAUAUCUCUGCAAAAUAAAAUUAUAUGUUUAAAUAUGCCCAUCAGUCUAAUUAAAUAGAAAAUGUAUUUGUUAAGGCCAACAACAGUAGGCCUACUAAAAACUUGUAGACUUGUUUAAAGGGUAACAGGAUUGCAAUGUCUGAGGGUGUGGACAGAGAAUGAAAAUUUGCUUAGUAUCAAAUUAUACCGGCAUUUGUAGUUUGUGAUUCACAAACUAAAACGUAGACAUCACAUUUUUUUUUUUUAAGUGUAUGUGACACGUCUUUUAAGUGAAAUGUUUAAAAACUUUACUUUGAAAAUGAUCACGAAAUAGCCUACUAUAAUAUAUUAUAAAAUCAUACCCUCUAUCAUUUUGUGAUUGUAUAUAUGUACAUUAAAACACACACUCCACUCUGGUUCGAAUCUGGAGAUGUCAUACUUUUUAUGCUUUCACCAUUUAGAACUGUGACUUGUACAAUCUGUAAUAUUGUAUUCCUUGUACAGAGAUUAUGCAUUGUGCAUUCGUGACUGUAAAUAUAAUGUUAUUUUGAGUAUCCUUACCAUAUCCCUGCUGCUAUUUUUCUUUACAUUGCCUUUGCAGCCUUGUGAGCUUUGUUGUUCGAUUCUUUAAAUUAUUUGCUGUAUGUCCAAAGGUUUCAUUUAUUUCGGAAGAACAGUUCAGCGAUCUUAUUUGGCCUGUGUACUACAUAUUAAUCAAAAAUAAACAGAAAUAAAGGUAAGCUGUUAUGUCAGUUGUGACUUGAUUUAAAAAGAAAAAUCAUAAGGUAUACGGUGAAGUAAAAAAAGUGUGAAUGUAUAACAACACGCAGUGAAAUCAAAUAUUUAAAAGAAGAUAUAAUAAACUGACCACUGCCAAGUAAUGAAAACUAUCUCUCUCUCUCUCUCGCUCUCUCUCUUGCUCCAUCUCUCCAUUCGUCGUCUCCCUCUCACACGUUAAAGUCUAACAAUUUUAAGCUAUUGUUGUUUUGCAAUGAAAACUGGCUUAUGUUAAUAUUACGAAGUAAGUUAGCAGAAUUUAAGGAAUGUCAACUAAAACUAUUUAUCAGUAUUUUUGAUAGUUUUAUCAAAAUAAAUAAAUAAAUAGAAUAAUGACCAUGAAAUUUAGAGAGCAUAUCGGUAACGUCUUUUAGUACCCUCUAAAUGGAAUCGCCACUCUUGUAGUCUAGACACUGCAAUAAAGCCAGGACCUUAAAUUGCCUUUUUUCUUACUUAAUUGCACCGUCUGUUCGAGGGAAAUUGUGUUCACUUCCGCAGUAAAUAGUAAACAAGAAAGUCCGGCUACUUGGACAAAAACUGGGACGUUUAAAAAUGAACACUUUUUGCCUAUAGGUGCAAGAAAUCUAUCAGUUGAUAUAGCCGAGUGUAGUCCUUUCUCAUGGAAUCAUCUCUUCAGAAAAAGCGGAGUUGGCGCAUCUUACAUUCCUAGAGAU
Molecule: messenger RNA, 2686 nt
Organism: Cyprinus carpio (common carp)
Lineage: Eukaryota; Metazoa; Chordata; Actinopteri; Cypriniformes; Cyprinidae
Product: homeobox protein Hox-C11a-like
Biological process (GO): anatomical structure development; regulation of transcription by RNA polymerase II
Cellular component (GO): nucleus
Molecular function (GO): DNA-binding transcription factor activity, RNA polymerase II-specific; RNA polymerase II cis-regulatory region sequence-specific DNA binding
Source: RefSeq, a predicted model, not a curated record